GCCGCCUAUCGACCGAUAAACCGCAGAUUCGCCAGUUUUCCGCAAGGUGGCGACUACGGCGGGCGCAGACUAAAAGACUUUUUUCUAUAUACGCCAGGAAACCAGUGCAAAAGACCCAGGCAACACAAUGGCUGCUAGAUUCAUACAGAAAAUUGUCAACGCGGCUCCCGCCGCCAGCCGGUCCUACUCCUCCGGAACCCAGAAGGUCACCCUGAUCCCCGGCGAUGGCAUCGGACCCGAGAUCUCCGCUGCCGUCCAGAAGAUCUUCACCGCUGCCAACGUGCCCAUCGAGUGGGAGGCCGUGGAUGUAACCCCCGUUCGGGGAGCCGAUGGAAAGUUCGGCAUCCCGCAGGCCGCCAUCGACUCGGUGAACACGAAUAAGAUCGGCUUGAAGGGUCCCCUGAUGACGCCCGUGGGCAAGGGCCACCGCUCGCUGAACUUGGCCCUGCGCAAGGAGUUCAACCUGUACGCCAACGUGCGUCCCUGCCGCAGCCUCGAGGGCUACAAGACGCUGUACGACGACGUCGACGUGGUCACCAUCCGCGAGAACACCGAGGGCGAGUACUCCGGCAUCGAGCACGAGAUCGUCGAUGGCGUCGUCCAGAGCAUCAAGCUGAUCACCGAGGAGGCCUCCAAGCGCGUGGCCGAGUACGCCUUCCAGUAUGCGAAGAACAACAACCGCAAGAAGGUUACCGUGGUGCACAAGGCGAACAUUAUGCGCAUGUCCGACGGUCUCUUCCUGCGCUGCGUCCGCGACAUGGCCCAGAAGUUCCCGGAAAUCCAGUUCGAGGAGAAGUACCUGGACACGGUGUGCCUGAACAUGGUGCAGAACCCCGGCAAGUACGACGUGCUGGUCAUGCCCAAUCUGUACGGUGAUAUUCUGUCCGACAUGUGUGCCGGUCUGGUGGGCGGCUUGGGUCUGACGCCCUCCGGCAACAUGGGUCUGAACGGCGCCCUGUUCGAGUCCGUGCACGGAACCGCACCCGACAUUGCCGGCAAGGACCUGGCCAAUCCCACUGCCCUGCUGCUGUCGGCAGUCAUGAUGCUGCGCCACAUGAAGCUUAACACUCACGCCGACAAAAUCGAGCGGGCCGCCUUCGAAACCAUCAAGGAGAGCAAGUACCUCACCGGCGAUCUCGGUGGCCGUGCCAAGUGCUCCGAGUUCACAAACGAGAUCUGCGCCAAGCUGUAGACGACUUUCACGAAUCAACCGCAUCAAGAUCAAGCUGUGGCAAGGAACGCCAGCAACAACAACAACAACAACCAAGAACCGAUAAACACAGAGAGCAGAGAAAACAGCCAGGAUUAUUGUGCAGAGGGAAGAUGAUGCAGAUGCAGUAUGAAGGACAGCAAUUAAACACUCGCCCCAAACCAAAAAAUAUAUAGCAGCAAAACAACCACACACUCACUAAACUUUGCCGAAAGUUUCUUACGUUUAACCAUUUAAAAUUUUAACCCUCCCGAACGAAAAACAAAAAUGUUAUAAAGAGAGCACUACCUAAAGUAUUUUUAUGUUCGAAUACCUAGGUAUAUUAUUUAAUUUGCUUAGGACACAAUUGCAAGCGUUAAAAUUUGUUAAAUUGCCAAUUUUACUUGCGGUAGUAGAGUAUUUUUGUCGCCAUCCAGCCAAAACCCUUGAGUUAUUAUUGUUUAUAUAAUUCGUAUGCAAAGAGAUAAUCUUAAUUAUUUAUUGAUUAUUAAUUUUCUAAUUUGUUUAGUCUUUUGAGUUAAGUGAGCUCCGUGUGCAGCGUACAGCCGACGACCCACUUAUAAAAGGCAAACAUUUUGUCAAAUUGGAGGCAAAACGUGUGAAAUAGAAGCCAGACUAGUUAAAAGUUGAGUGUAAACGGUUACAAUAAUUUUAUUCUAAACAAAACAUAAAGUAAACUUAUUCAAACCAAGAGAGAAAUACACAAAUGCUAUGAAAUUGAAAGCAAUUGUUAUUAAUAAUUAAGCGAAAUGUAAUGCAAAAUCAUCAUGCAAUUGUUAAAACUCAAUAAAGGAAACCAAACUAAACGCCGA
Drosophila gunungcola (fruit fly) is the source of this 2022-nucleotide messenger RNA. RefSeq names its product probable isocitrate dehydrogenase [NAD] subunit alpha, mitochondrial (gene Idh3a). The record is from RefSeq and is a predicted model, not a curated record. Gene Ontology annotation, cellular component: mitochondrion. Bases 128 to 1192 code for a protein of 354 amino acids. The transcript has 4 exons. Gene Ontology annotation, biological process: isocitrate metabolic process; tricarboxylic acid cycle. Gene Ontology annotation, molecular function: isocitrate dehydrogenase (NAD+) activity; NAD binding; magnesium ion binding. Lineage: Eukaryota; Metazoa; Arthropoda; Insecta; Diptera; Drosophilidae.